This is a messenger RNA of Gorilla gorilla gorilla (western lowland gorilla), 1214 nucleotides long. It is a transcript of the gene SAP18, whose product is annotated as Sin3A associated protein 18. Gene Ontology annotation, molecular function: transcription factor binding; transcription corepressor activity. Gene Ontology annotation, cellular component: nucleus. The coding region runs from base 436 to 954 and encodes 172 amino acids. The transcript has 4 exons. Gene Ontology annotation, biological process: negative regulation of DNA-templated transcription. The record is from RefSeq and is a predicted model, not a curated record. NCBI's taxonomy places the organism in Eukaryota, Metazoa, Chordata, Mammalia, Primates, Hominidae.
UAAGCCACCCGAACUGUGUGUGGCUGGAAGGAUCGCUCCAUGACCACGUACGCUGGCGGCCCCUCUUCCGGCUUACCUCAGGGGCUGGUAUCGCGGGCCUGUUCUUUCAUCAGAAAGAUCUAUAUGUUGCUAAUAAAGGAACGUUUUGUGUCCAAUAAGGUUUUCGUCAUUACGCAUGAAAACGCCACCUUAAGCGUAUGUCGCCUGUGAAUAUUUAAGGGAAAAAAACAUCCCGGCAACCAACUGCUAGGCGACGGACGCUAAGCACCUCCUCCCCGCGGACGUCAGCACCCGCCUUUUCCCGAAGUCGCAACACGCAGGCGCACUCCCGCUCGCACACCACGCACGGAAGUGCGCCUGCGCCAGGAGACGCCCCGCCCAGCCCCUGGCGGACUAUAAAGUGUCGAGCUUCUGCUCGUGAGAGACUUCUUGCUCAUGCUCGCUGCAGGGGUCGGAGGUCAGGGCGAGCGUCUCGCAGGCCGUAGGAGGAAGAUGGCGGUGGAGUCGCGCGUUACCCAGGAGGAAAUUAAGAAGGAGCCGGAGAAACCGAUCGACCGCGAGAAGACAUGCCCACUGUUGCUACGGGUCUUCACCACCAAUAACGGCCGCCACCACCGAAUGGACGAGUUCUCCCGGGGAAAUGUACCGUCCAGCGAGUUGCAGAUCUACACUUGGAUGGAUGCAACCUUGAAAGAACUGACAAGCUUAGUAAAAGAAGUCUACCCAGAAGCUAGAAAGAAGGGCACUCACUUCAAUUUUGCAAUCGUUUUUACAGAUGUUAAAAGACCUGGCUAUCGAGUUAAGGAGAUUGGCAGCACCAUGUCUGGCAGAAAGGGGACUGAUGAUUCCAUGACCCUGCAGUCGCAGAAGUUCCAGAUAGGAGAUUACUUGGACAUAGCAAUUACCCCUCCAAAUCGGGCACCACCUCCUUCAGGGCGCAUGAGACCAUAUUAAAUUCUAUUUACUAUUUCUUGAAUUUAUUUUUCCAUCAGUUAUGUAAAAUAAACUUACUCUUCUUCCUCCCCUGAUUAUUGCCAUUAAGCCUUUAAAUUCUAAACAAAUUACAAUGCAUCAUCUAUUUAGGAAUUAGAUUUGGAUGUGCUAUUGUAUGAUUACGAAUAGUCUGUAUGUUUCAAGCCCUUCUGUAAAAUAUGAAGAAAAGUGCUCUUAGCAUUCUGUGUAAAAUUGUACUGUUAAAUAUAUGUGUGUAAUCA